Messenger RNA from Moesziomyces antarcticus, 1128 nucleotides. RefSeq names its product ubiquinone biosynthesis protein COQ4, mitochondrial. Lineage: Eukaryota; Fungi; Basidiomycota; Ustilaginomycetes; Ustilaginales; Ustilaginaceae. Bases 1 to 1128 code for a protein of 375 amino acids. The transcript has 2 exons. Gene Ontology annotation, biological process: ubiquinone biosynthetic process. Gene Ontology annotation, cellular component: mitochondrial inner membrane; mitochondrion. The record is from RefSeq and is a predicted model, not a curated record.
AUGAUGUUGCGCAACUUGACGAUGCUGUCUGCUGCAACAGGGCGAAACGUCACUGGCAGCUUGAUCCAACACGGAUGCGCAACCACCGCAUCGACUGCGAGUACGGCGCGGCGGUGGGCGAGCACGAGCAGCGCCGGUCGAUCCAAGGACGAGGCGAGCGCCCCAGCUGGCCAGGCACACGACACAAGGAUCGACGAAGUUGACCACAUGCGCACAUCUCGGCUUGGUCGAGCGCUGCUGACUGCGGGUAGUGCGUUAGGGCUGCUGAACAAUCCAGCUCGAGGAGAUCUUCUCUCUAUGCUAACACAGGUGUCUUCCGGGCCGUCCCUGUCCCAUCUGCUCGGCUUGAUGCGCUCUACGGAAUCGGGCCGCCGAUUGUUGAUCGAGCGUCCUUCGGUCAACUCGGAAACGGUGGAUGUCGAGUAUCUCUGCAGCCUUGAGCGCGGAAAGUUCGGGCGCGAGUGGAUGGAGUGGCUCAAGGAGAAUGGCGUGGGACCGGACGGUCGUGCCGAGGCCGACUACAUGCCGACGCCCGAGCUAAAGUAUCUGAUCCAGCGCUAUCGCGAGUCGCACGACUUCUACCACCUUCUGCUGCGGAUGCCCGUCACGCAGCUCGGCGAGACGGUGGUCAAGUAUUUCGAGAUGGCACAGAUGAACAUGCCCGUCGCUGGAUUUGCUGCGGCGGGAGGCACGCUGCGCAUCCUCGCAUCGAAUCUGUCGUCGCUGCCCAAGCCAUCGCAGCUGCUCACUGCGGCCCUCUCGCCAUCUUCGGUGUCAAACGCGACGGCAUCAGCAGCGAAUCCAACAUCUGGUGAUCUUGCGGCUCUGCAGAGCUUGAUUCCAUGGGCAAUCGAAGUAGGCAAGACGUCGGUGCCGCUCAUCUCGGUCGAGUGGGAAAAGUGCUGGGAGCGCGACAUCGACGACAUGCGACGCGAAUUUGGCAUCACACGGCCUCCCAUCGCCGUGGCGCGAUUUGCAGGCCGCACUGCUCGAGCCGGCAAGAGACGUGGCUGGCCCUCCAAGAUCGUGGAGCACCAGAAGCGAAAGGAACAAGCACAACAGCAGCAAAAGCAGAGCUCGAGCCAAUCACCGAGUUCCGUUCCGGCUGCUCAUUCCGAGUCAAGAUGA